AUGGGCUCCUUGGGAGUCGAGCCUCCUUUGAAAGUCAUCAUCGUUGGGGCCGGGCUAGGAGGAUGUGCCACAGCUCUGGCCAUGCACCACGCGGGCUUUGAGGUGGUCAUGUUCGAAAAGGUCAGGGAGUUCCAGCGCCUCGGAGACUCGCUGGGACUUGGCGAGAAUGCAUUUAAGCUGCUGGACCGGUGGUCGCCGUACCUGCGCGACCGUCUGAUCGAGAUCGGGAACAAGUCGGAAUUCAUGCAGAUCCGUCGCUGGCAUGAUGGCAAAGUUCUCGCCCAGCAGCCGCUGAUGGACAUGGCGGGAUACAUUGGCCAUCGGGGGGACUACCAUCGAGGCUUCUUGGAGGCUGUGGCAGAAAAGGGGAUACCUCUAUACAUGGGUAGCGAGGUGGUAGAAUACGACGACACGACUCCGUCAGUGACGCUGAAGAAUGGAGAGCGACAUUUCGCGGAUGUUAUUAUUGCCGUUGACGGCAUCAAGUCACGGGCACGGGAGCUGGUGCUCGGGUUCGACGACAAGCCCAAGUCGUCCGGGUACGCGUGCUUCCGGGCGUUCUUCAAGGGCGACAAACUGAAAGGCGACCCCCUGACGGCCGAGUUUGUCGAGAACGAGUGCGUCAACAUCUGGAUCGGCAAGGACAUGCACGUGGUGCAGAACACGCUGCGCGGCGGAGACGAGUUCAACUGGAUCAUCACGCACAAGGACACGGCCGACAUCCAGGAGUCGUGGUCGCAGCCGGGUGACAUGGACGAGGUGCGCCGGCUGGUGACGACGCUGGACCCGCGCAUCGCCGCCGCCAUCCGCAAGACCGACGAGUGUCUCGACUGGAAGAUCUGCUACCGCGACCCCAUCCCGACGUGGGUCAGCAAGAACCACCGCGUCGCCCUGGUCGGGGACUGCUGCCAUCCGCAUCUACCCACGAGCGCUCAAGGCGCAAGUCAAGCGACCGAGAGCGCGGCCGUGCUGGCACAGUGCCUCCUCCUGGCUGGGAGGGAUAAUAUUCCGUUGGCGACCCGCGUCUACGAAAAGAUCCGCUUCCCCCGUGUGCGUCGCGCACAGACCAACGGCGAAGACCUCCGCGACCGAUGGCACACGGCGCUGGACCGGAUAGGCGACGGCGACGAGAUUGACCGCGACUCCAUUCUGAUAAAGAACAACGUGCUUUACGACUACGACGCCGAAGCGGAUACGCGGAAGCGAUGGGCCGAGAUGGCCGCGCUGGUGGGCGAGGAGCUGCGCACGGGCAACAUCUCGCCGCUGUGCUGA
Molecule: messenger RNA, 1272 nt
Organism: Fonsecaea nubica
Lineage: Eukaryota; Fungi; Ascomycota; Eurotiomycetes; Chaetothyriales; Herpotrichiellaceae
Exons: 6
Coding region: 1-1272 (423 amino acids)
Biological process (GO): secondary metabolite biosynthetic process
Molecular function (GO): monooxygenase activity; FAD binding
Source: RefSeq, a predicted model, not a curated record